GUGUUUAACACCUUUUCACAUUUGUAUCCCGCGUCACUCGUAGAUUCGAGCCCGCAGUCGAUCGUGUCAGUAUGGAGACCAAUUUCUCUAUUUUCAAAUAUCCACGUGGCUUCAUCAAGAUACUAGAGCUGCUCUUUGCCAUCCUCGCCUUUGCUUUGUUGGCCGGAUACAACGAGAAGGGCUCGCUUACCGUCCACACAACUAACGACUUGGAGGUGUCCUACAGUUUCAAAGUGAGAUACUCAUUCGGAUCCGGAGACUACCAGUUGUUCAAUACAUCGCCAAUUGCGACCGGUCGGAAUGUAACGGCAGGCGACGUCAGUGGUUCCUACCAGUCUGAUGCGCAGUUUCUAGUUGCAAUGGGCGUGAUUUCGUUUCUCUACAUACUGGCCAUGUGUCUUUGCUAUCCGCUGUGGGAAUGUCGUUUGAACCCGUAUAGAAGAAAGAUUUUCUACAGUGUGGAUUUUGCCAUAACAGGCGUCGUUGCCUUCCUCUGGAUCAUUGCUGGUGGGGUAUGGGCUAGAGGAUCCGACGGCGUCAUAGACAACAUCAAUAAAAUCUACAACGCCGCCUGCUCAGGCAGCACAAGCUGCAACACGGAAAAACCAAACUAUUCAGGAAUAGUCGCUGCCGUGUGCUUUGGGUUUCUCAACUUUUUCCUCUGGGCCGGCAACGUCUGGUUCACAUUCAAAGAAACGCCGUUUUUCAAGUGGAAGAAGCCAACACUAGAGGGUGUCGACGACCCAUCGACACUAAAGGACGAGGCAGAACCGACUCCUGAGUCUACACACAUCUAGAUAUCAACGAUGACCGUAAAUUGUUUGGCAUACAUAGUUGUAUGACAUACAGCUAUUGUUUCAUUUAGUGUUUUGCAGCUGGUUUUUUAAUUUUUUCACAAACGGUGAGUUGUGACAGUGAAUAGCUACUCGAUCAUGAAAGCA
Molecule: messenger RNA, 941 nt
Organism: Corticium candelabrum
Lineage: Eukaryota; Metazoa; Porifera; Homoscleromorpha; Homosclerophorida; Plakinidae
Product: synaptophysin-like
Exons: 4
Coding region: 72-797 (241 amino acids)
Cellular component (GO): membrane; synaptic vesicle
Source: RefSeq, a predicted model, not a curated record